CCAAUGAGCGCGCGCGCUGCGAGGAAGAAGCAGGCGCGUGCGUGUGAGGAAAAGCACAUUUGACCGCAGAACGCAGACAGUGAAGACAUCAGCGGCUAUCCAGAGUCAAUCUCGACAAAACCACAGCUCUUCUCUACAGCACUAGGCAAGGGAAAUAAAUCGGCUCGUGAUGGACGGGUGCGCGCAGAUGUGUAAAUGUUUCCUGAUCUUGUUUAACAUUCUGUUCGCUCUGGUGGGUUUUGGUCUAGUCUCUCUGGGAAUGUGGCUCCGGUUCGGCGCUGAAACCAGAGGAUUGUUCGACAUCGAUCUGAACACAGCACAGUUCACUAUCGGUGUGGCGGUGUUGGUCGUCACCGGUGCUCUGAUGCUGCUGGUCGCUGUUAUCGGCGAUUGUGGCGCAUGUAACCACAGUAAAUCUGCUCUUGGUGUGUUUUCUGGCCUGCUGUCCUUUCUGAUCAUCAUUGAAAUUGCAGCAGGUGUGAUGGCCUUCAUGUGGAGUGAAAAGUUGUCAGAGGAAUUGGCGAAUUUCUACACUACGAUCUAUGCUCAGUAUGUGAACACCAGGAGUCCCGGUCAAGCCAUGACCCUCAAAAUAUUCAACAACGCUUUUGACUGCUGUGGCGUCGGUGGACCCAUUGAAGUGUUAGUGCGUGACACCUGUCCAGAAGGCAACUUCCUGAAGCAGCUCACAUUUCCCAGCUGUCCCAGUGUGAUCCGGGACAUGUUCAAGUCAAGCGCUCCGCUGGUGUUGGGAGGGUUCCUAGGGACGGCAGGAAUCAUGGUGGUGGCACUGGUGUGCAGUGUUGUUCUCAGCAGACACGUCUCUCGGUCUCACGCAUCUCCUCCUGCAUACGUGCUCCUCACCUCCCAGCCAUCAGUCCUGAUUCCUCCAGCAGCCCAGCAGAUAUAAUCUCUCUCUCUCUCUCUUUCUCUCUCUCUCUGUCUGUCAGUUGGUGGCGCUGUUGUGCAGCUCCAUUCUCUAUAAAAGUCUGAAGUCGCCUGUCUACUCGUCUCCUGCCUACUACUGAGAGCCGACCUGACCCUCCACUCGUCUGUCUGAUGGAGGGAUGAACACGUUCAUCAGCCGCGCAGGUCAAGGAGAACCACACCUGAGUGUGUGUGUGUGUACCAUCCAGAAAUUAGUGUAUUAAAAAUGUUUUUUCUUGGUUAUGCAAA
This is a messenger RNA of Megalobrama amblycephala (Wuchang bream), 1176 nucleotides long. RefSeq lists its product as uncharacterized. The record is from RefSeq and is a predicted model, not a curated record. The transcript has 9 exons. Gene Ontology annotation, cellular component: membrane. The coding region runs from base 170 to 910 and encodes 246 amino acids. NCBI's taxonomy places the organism in Eukaryota, Metazoa, Chordata, Actinopteri, Cypriniformes, Xenocyprididae.